Phialemonium atrogriseum is the source of this 576-nucleotide messenger RNA. RefSeq lists its product as uncharacterized. Bases 155 to 448 code for a protein of 97 amino acids. The record is from RefSeq and is a predicted model, not a curated record. Lineage: Eukaryota; Fungi; Ascomycota; Sordariomycetes; Cephalothecales; Cephalothecaceae. The transcript is spliced from 2 exons.
UCCUCGCGGAAUACGCCCAGAGCAACAAAGAACAUGCCACAGCGGAUUCAUUCCCAUAAGAUGAAACGAAGCGAGAAGAUCAUUGCUCGAGAAAUCGCAUGCCACAUGUCACGUAUCAAAAAGGCCAACAAAAAAGCCAAGUUUUCGCAGAGAAAUGGCGCUGUUAAAUGCUACAACCAAAUUCCGAUUUUACAGUGACAUGAUCGUCCAGCCCAGAGAUGACGCCAUUCUUACGGCUACGAAGAAUUCCAAGCCUAAUCUCAACCAUCAAAGCCGAGUGCGUGCUCCGGACAUGGGGAAAGCUUCAGGCGUCGCUGUUGUUACAUGUCUUCUGGAGUUGCUCAAGUCUAGGAAGAGAGGCUCUUUGUCUUACCCAAGGGAGGAAAUUACCUCGAAGCUGAGCUGGCUGCUAUCGCAGAGGGUUUGGCAAUCGCCGUACCGAAGAUAGUACGCGCGAGAGAUCAAGAUGUCCGAGCAGAAAUCCCGGAAGGAUUAUGAAAACGAGGUGCGGUCAUGGGGCUACUCCCAUGUGUUCACCUGGACUGACAGGCCCCCGCACACCCACCCGGGCCCGAC